Messenger RNA from Gordionus sp. m RMFG-2023, 844 nucleotides. Its product is annotated as BPTI/Kunitz domain-containing protein 4-like. Lineage: Eukaryota; Metazoa; Nematomorpha; Gordioida; Chordodea; Parachordodidae. Gene Ontology annotation, molecular function: serine-type endopeptidase inhibitor activity. The coding region runs from base 85 to 660 and encodes 191 amino acids. The record is from RefSeq and is a predicted model, not a curated record. The transcript is spliced from 6 exons.
AAUUUAUUUUUAAUUUUAUAUUUUUUUAAAAGUUUUUUUUUCAAAAUAUAAACUAAUUUUUUCAAAAAUUAUAUAUUAUAAAGCAUGAAUAGAUAUCUACUAUCAACUAUUUUAAUUCUCUUCUAUGUCGUUGGGUAUAAUUCUCUCAACCCUGAUUACAAAAACUGUCUUAAAAAACCUUGCAACAUUAGAUGUGCUUAUGGCUUGAUAUACGAUAGCAAGGGAUGUCAACAUUGUCAAUGCAUUCCUAAGCGUGAAAAAUGCCCCUCCAAAAAGCCUUGCAAUAUUAGAUGUCGAAAUGGUCUCAUCUAUAAUAGCAAAGGUUGUCAAUUGUGUCAGUGCAUUCCCCCGACAAAAGAAUGUCCAAUUAUAAAGCCUUGCACUUUGCUUUGCAGGAAGGGUUUUGUAUUAAAAAAUGACGGUUGCGUAUGCAAAUGUGUCCCAAAAGAAUGCCCUAACAUCCCUUGCAACAUCCGAUGUAUUAAUGGCUUGAAGCAGGAUAUCGAUGGAUGCCAGUUAUGUGAAUGCGUCCAUCCCGAAACAACCACAACCCAGAGAGUGUGCCCAGAUUUGCCUUGCUUUAAGUUUAUCAAAUGUGCUCAUGGACAAGUAUUGGAUGAAUAUGGUUGUCGCACAUGUUCUUGCAAGCCUUCCAAAUAGAUUUAAAUCUUUUUAUUCGAAAAUGUAUUUUUAUAUUUUUUUAAUUUUUUUAUUAAAAUCUUUAUUAAUUUACAAAUAUAUUAUUAUUUAUCCGAAUUGUAAAUGAUAUUUAUAUUUUUAAAAUGAUCAACGAAUAUAUUUUAAGAAAAAUUUAUUUAAAUUUAUAAAAUUUUUAUUUAUCUAA